Manis javanica (Malayan pangolin) is the source of this 9529-nucleotide messenger RNA. It is a transcript of the gene CHD5, whose product is annotated as chromodomain helicase DNA binding protein 5. Gene Ontology annotation, molecular function: ATP-dependent chromatin remodeler activity; chromatin binding; ATP binding. The record is from RefSeq and is a predicted model, not a curated record. Gene Ontology annotation, cellular component: chromatin; NuRD complex; nucleus. Gene Ontology annotation, biological process: chromatin remodeling. NCBI's taxonomy places the organism in Eukaryota, Metazoa, Chordata, Mammalia, Pholidota, Manidae.
GGAAGGGGGUCGAGACGGGGGGGUGGACGUUUGGGGACGCGGGGGGGCAGGCGGCCGCCAUCUUCUCGCCGAGGCCGCCUCGCCCGCCGCGCGCGCCCGUCCGGCCGCGCACGGGUUAAGGCUGGCACCGCGCCCGGCGGGAGGGGGCGCCCACCUCCCCUCCCCCCCCCCGCGCCGGGCAUGCGGGGCCCGCUGGGCAGCGAGGAGGAGCUGCCGCGGCUGUUCGCGGACGAGAUGGAGAACGAAGACGAGAUGUCAGAAGAAGAAGAUGGUGGCCUAGAAGGCUUCGAGGACUUCUUCCCUGAGGAGCCCGUGAGCCUUCCCAAGAAGAAGAAAGCCAAGAAGCUCAAGGAGAGCAGGUCCAAAGGGAAGCGGAAGAAGAAAGAGGGGAGCAAUGACGAACUGUCGGAAAACGAGGAGGACCUGGAGAAGUCGGAGAGUGAGGGCAGCGACUACUCCCCCAAUAAAAAGAAGAAGAAGAAACUCAAGGACAGGAAGGAGAAGAGAGCCAAACGGAAAAAGAAGGACGAGGACGAGGAUGACAACGAUGACGGGAGCCUGAAGGAGCCCAAGUCCUCGGGGCAGCUCAUGGCUGAGUGGGGCCUGGACGAUGUGGACUACCUGUUCUCAGAGGCCGACUAUCACACGCUGACCAACUACAAGGCCUUCAGCCAGUUUCUCAGGCCGCUCAUCGCCAAGAAGAACCCGAAGAUCCCCAUGUCCAAAAUGAUGACAGUUCUGGGUGCCAAGUGGCGGGAGUUCAGCGCCAAUAACCCCUUCAAGGGCAGCUCCGCGGCCGCGGCGGCUGCGGCGGUGGCUGCUGCCGUGGAGACAGUUGCCAUCGCCCCUCCACUGGCUGUGAGCCCCCCGCAGGCACUGCAGCCUGUGCCCAUCCGCAAGGCUAAGACCAAGGAGGGCAAGGGUGAGGCUGGGGGGCCAGGAGUGAGGAAGAAGAUCAAGGGCUCCAAGGACUCGAAGAGGAAGGGCAAGGGGAAAAAGGCGGCCGGGCUCAGGUUCCGCUUCGGCGGCAUCAGCAGCAAGAGGAAGAAAUGCUCCUCGAGCGAGGAGGAUGAGCGGGAGGAGUCGGACUUGGACAGCGCCAGCAUCCACAGCUCCUCCGUGCGCUCCGAGUGCUCCGCGGCCCCGGGGAAGAAGAGCAGGAGGAGGCGCAAGAAGAAGAGGGCGGACGAUGGCGACGGCUACGAGACGGACCACCAGGACUACUGCGAAGUGUGCCAGCAGGGCGGGGAGAUCAUCCUGUGCGACACCUGCCCGCGGGCCUACCACCUCGUCUGCCUCGACCCGGAGCUGGAGAGGGCGCCCGAGGGCAAGUGGAGCUGCCCGCACUGUGAGAAGGAAGGGGUCCAGUGGGAGCCGAAGGACGACGAGGAGGAGGAGGAGGAGGGCGGCUGCGAGGAGGAGGAGGACGACCACAUGGAGUUCUGCCGCGUGUGCAAGGACGGCGGGGAGCUGCUCUGCUGCGACGCCUGCCCCUCCUCCUACCACCUGCACUGCCUCAACCCGCCGCUGCCCGAGAUCCCAAACGGUGAAUGGCUCUGCCCGCGCUGUACUUGUCCCCCACUGAAGGGCAAAGUCCAGCGGAUCCUACACUGGAGGUGGACGGAGCCCCCAGCCCCUUUCAUGGUGGGGCUGCCAGGACCUGACAUUGAGCCUGGUGUCCCCCAACCCAAGGCCCUGGAGGGCAUCCCGGAGAGAGAGUUCUUUGUCAAGUGGGCUGGGCUCUCCUACUGGCACUGCUCCUGGGUGAAGGAGCUACAGCUAGAGCUGUACCACACGGUGAUGUACCGCAACUACCAAAGAAAGAACGACAUGGACGAGCCGCCGCCCUUUGACUAUGGCUCCGGUGACGAGGAUGGCAAGAGCGAGAAGAGGAAGAACAAGGACCCUCUCUAUGCCAAGAUGGAGGAGCGCUUCUACCGCUACGGCAUCAAGCCCGAGUGGAUGAUGAUCCACCGCAUCCUGAACCACAGCUUCGACAGGAAGGGCGAUGUCCACUACCUGAUCAAGUGGAAGGACCUGCCCUACGACCAGUGCACCUGGGAGAUCGACGACAUCGACAUCCCCUACUACGACAACCUGAAGCAGGCUUACUGGGGCCACAGGGAGCUGAUGCUGGGGGAAGACGCCAGGCUGCCCAAGAGGCUGGUCAAGAAGGGCAAGAAGGUGAAGGACGAUAAGCAGGAGAAGCCUCCAGACACACCCAUCGUGGAUCCCACAGUCAAGUUUGACAAGCAGCCCUGGUAUAUUGACUCCACGGGCGGCACACUUCACCCAUACCAGCUGGAGGGCCUCAACUGGCUGCGCUUCUCCUGGGCCCAGGGCACCGACACAAUCCUGGCCGACGAGAUGGGGCUGGGCAAGACGGUGCAGACCAUCGUCUUCCUCUACUCCCUGUACAAGGAGGGGCACUCCAAAGGUCCCUACCUGGUCAGCGCACCCCUGUCCACCAUCAUCAACUGGGAGCGUGAGUUCGAGAUGUGGGCGCCCGACUUCUAUGUGGUCACCUACACUGGGGACAAGGAGAGCCGCUCUGUGAUCCGGGAGAAUGAGUUUUCCUUUGAGGACAAUGCCAUUCGGAGUGGGAAGAAGGUGUUCCGCAUGAAGAAAGAAGUGCAGAUCAAAUUCCAUGUCCUGCUCACCUCCUACGAGCUCAUCACCAUUGACCAGGCCAUCCUGGGCUCCAUCGAGUGGGCCUGCCUCGUGGUGGAUGAGGCCCACCGGCUCAAGAACAACCAGUCCAAGUUCUUUAGGGUCUUGAACAGCUACAAGAUCGAUUACAAGCUGCUGUUGACAGGGACGCCCCUUCAGAACAACCUGGAGGAGCUGUUCCACCUCCUUAACUUCCUGACCCCAGAGAGGUUCAACAACCUGGAGGGCUUCUUGGAGGAAUUUGCUGACAUCUCUAAGGAAGACCAGAUCAAGAAGCUGCAUGACCUGCUGGGGCCCCACAUGCUGAGGCGGCUCAAGGCCGAUGUAUUCAAGAACAUGCCAGCCAAGACCGAGCUGAUCGUCCGCGUGGAGCUGAGCCAGAUGCAGAAGAAGUACUACAAGUUCAUCCUCACGCGGAACUUUGAGGCGCUCAACUCCAAGGGGGGUGGGAACCAGGUGUCGCUGCUCAACAUCAUGAUGGACCUGAAGAAGUGUUGCAACCACCCCUACCUCUUCCCCGUGGCUGCCGUGGAGGCCCCUGUCUUGCCCAAUGGCUCCUAUGAUGGUAGCUCCCUGGUCAAGUCCUCAGGGAAGCUCAUGCUGCUACAGAAGAUGCUCAAGAAGCUGCGGGAUGAGGGACACCGUGUGCUCAUCUUCUCUCAGAUGACCAAGAUGCUGGACCUCCUGGAGGACUUCCUGGAGUAUGAGGGCUACAAGUAUGAGCGGAUUGAUGGGGGCAUCACCGGGGGCCUCCGGCAAGAGGCGAUCGACAGAUUUAACGCCCCUGGGGCCCAGCAGUUCUGCUUUCUCCUUUCCACCCGGGCUGGUGGCCUGGGCAUCAACCUGGCCACGGCAGACACCGUCAUCAUCUACGACUCGGACUGGAAUCCACACAACGACAUUCAGGCCUUCAGCCGUGCCCACCGCAUCGGGCAGAACAAGAAGGUGAUGAUCUACCGCUUUGUGACCCGGGCCUCGGUGGAGGAGCGCAUCACGCAGGUGGCCAAGCGCAAGAUGAUGCUCACCCACCUGGUGGUGCGGCCCGGCCUCGGCUCCAAGUCGGGCUCCAUGACCAAGCAGGAGCUGGAUGACAUCCUCAAGUUUGGCACAGAGGAGCUCUUCAAGGACGAUGUGGAGGGCAUGAUGUCUCAGGGCCAGAGGCCAGUCACGCCCAUACCUGACGUCCAGUCCUCCAAAGGGGGAGCCCUGGCCGCCAGCGCAAAGAAGAAGCAUGGCAGCACCCCGCCAGGGGACAACAAGGAUGUGGAGGACAGCAGCGUGAUCCACUAUGAUGACGCAGCCAUCUCCAAGCUACUGGACCGGAACCAGGACGCCACGGACGACACGGAGCUGCAGAACAUGAACGAGUACCUGAGCUCCUUCAAGGUGGCGCAGUAUGUGGUGCGCGAGGAGGACGGCGUGGAGGAGGUGGAGCGGGAGAUCAUCAAGCAGGAGGAGAACGUGGACCCCGACUACUGGGAGAAGCUGCUCCGGCACCACUACGAGCAGCAGCAGGAGGACCUGGCCCGGAACCUGGGCAAAGGCAAGCGUGUCCGCAAGCAGGUCAACUACAAUGACGCCUCCCAGGAGGACCAGGAGUGGCAGGAUGACCUCUCAGAUAACCAGUCUGAAUACUCCAUUGGCUCUGAGGAUGAGGACGAGGACUUUGAGGAAAGGCCAGAGGGACAGAGUGGACGGCGACAGUCCAGGAGGCAGCUGAAGAGUGACAGGGACAAACCCCUGCCACCCCUUCUUGCCCGUGUGGGCGGCAACAUCGAGGUGCUGGGCUUCAACGCCCGACAGCGGAAGGCCUUCCUGAACGCCAUCAUGCGCUGGGGCAUGCCCCCCCAGGACGCCUUCAACUCCCACUGGCUGGUGCGGGACCUUCGAGGGAAGACUGAGAAGGAGUUCAGAGCCUAUGUGUCCCUCUUCAUGCGGCACCUGUGUGAGCCGGGGGCUGAUGGCGCGGAGACCUUUGCGGACGGCGUGCCCCGUGAGGGCCUCUCCAGGCAGCACGUGCUCACGCGCAUUGGGGUCAUGUCACUAGUUAGGAAGAAGGUCCAGGAGUUUGAGCACGUCAAUGGGAGGUACAGCACCCCGGACUUGAUCCCUGAGGGGCCUGAGGGCAAGAAGCCGGGUGAGGUCAUCUCCUCUGAUCCCAACACGCCAGUGCCUGCCAGCCCAGCCCACCUCCCAGCUGCCCCGCCGGGCCUGCCAGACAAAAUGGAAGCCCAGCUGGGCUACAUGGAUGACAAGGAGCCGGGGGUGCAGAAGCCAAAGAAGCCCCCAGAAAUGCAGGCCCUGCCAGCUUCCUUGGACAGACUGGAGGGUGACGACAAGCAUGAGAGCCCAGAUGGCAAGGAGAGGGCCCUGGAGGAGCGGCGGGAGGAGAUGGAGAAGGCCCAGCCCUCCCCGGAGCAGCUAUUAAAAGAAGAAGUACUUCCUGAGAAGGAGAAAAUUCUGGAUAAGCUGGAGCUAAGCUUGAUUCACGGCAGAGGGGACGGCAGUGAUUUCAGGCCAGAUAACACCAAAGCUGAGGAGAAGGAGCCCAUUGAGACACAGCAAAAUGGUGACAAAGAGGAAGACGAGGAGGGCAAGAAGGAGGACAAGAAUGGGAAGUUCAAGUUCAUGUUCAACAUUGCAGAUGGGGGCUUCACAGAGCUACACACCCUGUGGCAGAAUGAGGAGCGUGCUGCUGUGUCCUCGGGGAAAAUCUACGACAUCUGGCACCGGCGCCAUGACUACUGGCUGCUCGCGGGCAUUGUGACGCAUGGCUAUGCCCGCUGGCAGGACAUCCAGAACGACCCGAGAUACAUGAUCCUCAAUGAGCCCUUCAAGUCUGAGAUCCACAAGGGCAACUACCUGGAGAUGAAGAACAAGUUCCUGGCCCGCAGGUUCAAGCUGCUGGAGCAGGCGCUGGUCAUCGAGGAGCAGCUCCGGAGGGCCGCGUACCUCAACAUGACCCAGGACCCCAACCACCCAGCCAUGGCCCUCAAUGCCCGCCUGGCUGAGGUGGAGUGCCUGGCUGAGAGCCACCAACACCUGUCCAAGGAGUCCCUUGCUGGGAACAAGCCUGCCAAUGCCGUCCUGCACAAGGUCCUGAACCAGCUGGAGGAGCUGCUGAGUGACAUGAAGGCAGACGUGACGCGCCUGCCCUCCAUGCUGUCCCGCAUCCCCCCGGUGGCCGCCCGCCUCCAGAUGUCAGAGCGCAGCAUCCUCAGCCGCCUGACCAACCGAGCCGGUGACCCCACCAUCCAGCAGAUAUCUAGCCGUCCCCGAGAUUUCCCUCUGUUGCAGCGCUCAUUUCCAGCUGAGCCACGCCUGCUGGGCCACCUACCUGACCCCCACGGGAGAGAAAAGCUACCGCCUUUUUAGGAGCCACCUUGGGACAGAAAGGGCGAGGGAGCAGUGCCACCAUAUGGGGGAUGCGGUCCUGUCCGGCUGGUCCAGAGCCCAGAAGUGCCACCUCAUCCUGAUUCCAGUGCACCACACAGUGUCACACCCACACCAGGACGGGGCCCUGGCCGCCUUGGCCAGAACGACUUCCUAGAAGAGAUUUCAUUUAUUUGUGCAUCUUUUGCACUUUCCUGUUGAAAACUUGAACGAGUUUGUCUUGAUAAAAGUUGAGUGACACAUGUUGGGGCCUAACCUGCAGCCCUGCGUCUCUCUGUCAACGGGCUCCAGACCAGAAGGGAAGCUUCCAGAAGCCCUGCUGCUGGCAGACUUGGCCUAGCCGGGGAGAAUGCAGCGUCUGCCCUAGGAGCCCUCAGGGUGCCCCUUGCCCACCCAUCCUGCCUGACUGCCCAUGCUCUGCCCCUGCCUGCUUGGGGCCUCCCGCGCCAGGUGGGUCAGGGCUGGGGGGCACUGCCUGGCCGGAGGGUAGAGGCCCUGGGUCAGGGCGGGGCAUUUAUUCCACCCGCUUCCCUCCAGGGCUGGAAGCCACCAGGUACGUGCUAGCUCUGGGGGGUAGGAGGCUCUGUUGGCAGGUGUCUGUCCCUGCCCUGGACUAUGUUGUCACUCGCAGAGGGCCUGUGGCUCCUGCCCUGUGUGGCAAGCUGCGGCUCGGGGACUGUGGCUGUGGCAUGUGCUCCCGGAAUGGGGGAGGGCCUUGUGCACGUCUGCCUAGGGGCCUCCAGACCCUUCUUCUCAGGCCACUGUGGGAAGGGAUACUGUGGUUAGCAUCCCAGCAGGGAGGUCACAGCAGCCCAGGAGCCCCUGGCCCUGCCCUGUGCCCUGGGAGGCCCCUCACCUGCCUCCAGGUACACACUCUCCGUGCUGUCUCAUGGCUGCAGAUGAGGGGAAACCAGGCCACCCUCUGAAGCCUGGAUUUAUCUCUGUCCUCUUGUCCCUGGAGAGGCCUUGGUCUGGGCACUUGCCACCUGGGGCAGGGUACCCUGCCCUUGUCUUUUCAGGUGGCCUGGGGAGAGCUCUGCCUGAGGCAGGGUUCUAGACCCAGUGGGCUCUCCCAUCCUCCCAUCUGGAGCGCUCCGGCUUCCUGCCUUGUUGGCUGCCAGGAAUGCCGUGGGAAUCCUGACCUGACCCUCCCCAGCUGGUGGGGUGACCCCUGUGAUGGCCCCAGCUGGGGGCGGGGAGAGGGGUGGGCCAGGCCGCAGCCGGUGUCUGAUGCUCCCUCAGGCCUAAGUUCACCCGGAAGGGGUUUCUGAGCUUUGAACAGGGGCUCCCUGGGGAGGGGCCCUGGGCGCAGAAUCCUGUCUGAGUGAGAAGCAGGUUGGGUCUGGGGAUGCUGGUACCAGUGGGGGCUUAGCUCAGCUCCCUGGCCAAGAUGGGGGCUAGGAUUUGGGGCUUGUUUGGGGGACACUUGGGUGACUGGCUGGCCAUCAAGAUCCCCAGAUGUCCUCAUCUGUACAUGGCUCUCUCUCAACCCCUGGAGGGCUGGACCCCCAAGGCCCUUCCAUUUUGGUGUUCCCGUACUCCAGUAUUGAAUUUCCAAGGCUGACUCAACCUUGGCCUUGCGGGUGGGCCGGGUGGGGUGCAUCCCGGAAGUGGCACGCAGGUUUCCAGGACACGCCGUAACAGUGGCUGACCUCACCUUCCGGGAAGGGUGAGGUCAUUCCAGUCCACUGUGGCUCGUCCAGAGCACGUCGACAUCGUGAGUGUUGUGCCCUCUGGGCAGUGCCUCCCUGCAAAGGUUCUUGGCUCAGGCCACCAGCGGGGUGACUGCCACAACCCCCACCCAUCCCAGGGCCCUGUCCUGCUCCCUUUUCAGACUGGCAUCACCCCUGUGGCUGGCCUCAUUGGGAACGUGCCAGCGUGCCCUGGCCACAGUGGACGGGUCCUGAGUGUCAGGCCCAGAGGCACAUGGUGGCAGGUCAGGGGUCUGCAUCCCCACUGCCCCGCGUCCACGGGCUGGUGGUCCCUGCCCUGCCAGCACUCCCUCCCUGGGAGCCACCCUCUGUCCCAGUGUCCCCCCGCAAACUCCGACCUCAUCAGUCCCCCCUUUGCACUUCUCUGCCAUGGCUGGCCCCCCCGGCACUGCCUGGUCCAGGGAGAGCUCAGCAGUCCAUGAUGGGCACCCCAGAGCUUGGGAAGGGGGCUGCAGAUGGUUGGGGCAGGGGCUUCUGCUUGACUGGUUUUGGAGAGGAUCUUAAGACUGUCUGCUUGGUUCAUCAGUUACCGCCUGUGGAGUGGGGAUGGGGGUGGCCACCCUCUUUGGCAUCUUCAGGCUGGGCUGGGUCUUUGCUGCUGGCAGGAUGAGGGCCGUAGUGUACAAGCGGAAUCCCAAAGUGCCAGCCUGCAUUUGUUUCCAGACACCUUUUUAUUUAAACCGGUGCCCAGCAAGGUGUUUGUCAAACUGCCUUUGGGACAGGGUCUUGGGAAGCACUGCCUGCUGGGCUUCCAGGUGACAAGGGGGGUUUGGGUUGGACCUACCGUGUCCAGAGGGCCUUCCUCUCGCGCGUGCCCACCAUGGAAGCACAUCUUGAGACCCCCUGGGCAGACCCUCCCUGCAAGCCACCCUCUGAAGUUCCUUUGUUUUCUGCAGAUUAUGCCUAAGGUCCUGGUAAUACCCUCUUGCUCGUCGGAGGCCCCUUCCCAGGGCCCUCUGGGGGCUCCCUGGCCUGGGUUGGGGGAUGGCUAAGUCUUGUCGCAGUGAUACCUGUAGCCCUUGCUGAAGGUGGGAUCCAGGGCUCUUUGAGGGCCUGAGGGUGCGCUAGGGGACUGGACUGCCUCGUGGGUGCCAGGAGUGAGGUGUAGAGGGACAGGGCUUGGUCAGGACGCAGGGGCCGAGGUUGUGGCCUGGCCACGUCCUAGGGUCCCUCCCUGCACCUGCAGCUGUCCUGUGCCCACCACUCUCUCCCUUGAGGAAGCUGGUUCCUACUCCAUUUUAUAGUCCCAGAAGUUUACGAGUCUUGGUGCAUCAGCCCAAAGUUAUUGGCGUUGUGUUCUGGGUUUUUUUCUUAGUUUUCAGAUUUUUUUUAAACAAAGUAUUUUUUUAGGUGCAAUAACCCAGAAAGGGCCCGUUGGGUGUAUGUGUAUGUCCUGAACCCUGACAUCGAGAUGGCAGCCCGAGCCCCAUGGCUCCUCUGCGUUCACGUCUGGAGAUGAGGGAAGCCGCCCGCUCCCGGUGCGCCAGAGCCCCUGGGUGUGGGGACGCAGACCCCAGCCCGCAGCGGGCCCAGCCAGGAGGGGCCGGGCCCCUUGCUCCAGUGCAGCCCCAGGCCAGCGGAGGGUCCCGCCUGGGAGGGUCCCGGCUGGGGCUGGGGCCGGAAGCUGAGUCUGAGUGGUGAUGCGCCAGUUCUCGGGAGCACGUGGGGGGCUCGACAGAUUGUAGCAACACAAUCCCGACUUUGUACUCUGUGUCUGUGUCUUGGUUUUCUGUGUUUUAAUAAAUCCUUUGGGA